AUGCUGGAACUGCUGCUUACUGUUGUGAUCGCACCUGCAAAGAUUUUGAUCGCAAGUGCGAAGGGGAAUGAGCAUCUGCGAAGCCCGCAGAUGCGAGAAUAUCGCCGCAUAUGCGAGUUUUUAGAGGGCCGGCUGUUUUCCGCAGGCGCGCAUUCUUUUCCGCAAAUGCGGAUGCGCAGGGGUUAUGGGGCUUCCUUGGUAAUUCUGGUUGUUUAUGUGAAUGAUAUCAUCCUCACAGGGGCUGAUUUGCAUGAACUUUCUUCCUUAAAGGGGUUCUUACAUGAGCAGUUCAGAAUUAAGGACUUAGUGUCCCUUAACUAUUUCCUUGGGAUUGAAGUUUCUUAUUCUGAUUCUGGAGUUCUUUUACAUCAAAAGAAGUUCAUUCAUGACAUGCUAGAAUCAUUUCAGUCUUCUUCUUGUACCCCUGCUUUUUGUCCUCUUGAGUUGAAUGUCAAACUGAAAGCCAAGGUUGGAGACCCCCUGCAUAAGCCUGAAGAUUACAGAUGUCUGGUUAGGAAGCUGAAUUUUUUAACCCACACCAGACCUGAUAUCAACUUUGCAGUCCAGCAUCUCAGUCAAUUUUUGCAGUUUCCUUGUGUUCUCCAUAUGCAGGCUGCUAUUCAUGUUUUGAGAUAUUUGAGAGGCACCUCUGAUUAUGGUAUAUUCUUCAAUUCUUCUCCUGAUUUGUCCUUGCGAGUAUUUUGUGACAGUGAUUGGGCUUCUUGUGCUGAUAGUAGGAGAUCUGAUUCUGGGUUUUGUGUUUUCCUUAGUGGGAGCCUUAUCAGUUGGAAGUCCAAGAAGCAGUCUGUUAUCUCCCUUUCAUCUGCUGAGGCUAAAUACAGAGCAAUGAGUAAGGCUGUUGCAGAGGUUACUUGGGUCUCUAGAUUGUUGGGUGAUUUUGGUGUCUCUUGUUCUUCUCAUGUUCCUCUAUUCUGUGAUAAUCAGGCAGCUUUGCAUAUUGCUCGCAAUCCUGUGUUUCAUGAACGGACCAAACAUAUUAAACUUGAUUGUCAUUUUGUUAGACACAAGCUUGGUGAGGGCCUGCUGAGUUUGCAUCAUGUCUCCAACUCUGCUCAGGUUGUUGAUCUGCUCACAAAAGCCUUGCCUGGGCCUGCUCACUAUUUUUAUCUUCGCAAGUUGGGGGUUUUAUCACCCUCCAACUUGAGGGGAGCUGUUAGAAUAGGCCCAGUGGGUAUAGGCUAA
This is a messenger RNA of Nicotiana tabacum (common tobacco), 1203 nucleotides long. Lineage: Eukaryota; Viridiplantae; Streptophyta; Magnoliopsida; Solanales; Solanaceae. The record is from RefSeq and is a predicted model, not a curated record.